Messenger RNA from Ramularia collo-cygni, 189 nucleotides. RefSeq lists its product as uncharacterized. The record is from RefSeq and is a predicted model, not a curated record. Bases 1 to 189 code for a protein of 62 amino acids. Lineage: Eukaryota; Fungi; Ascomycota; Dothideomycetes; Mycosphaerellales; Mycosphaerellaceae. The transcript is spliced from 2 exons.
AUGGAACAACAUCUGGAUCAAUUUCCCGUCGACGAGCCCACGAACAAUGUGAACCGUGAACAGAAUGGUACCCGGAAAUUCUCACCAGGCUCGCCUGCUGGUAGCGAACAGGGCAAGAAAAUAAUCGAUGUUGCCUGCUGGCCCUGUCGUAAGAGGAAAGGAAAGGCAAUGCCACCAUACCCAUCAUAG